AUGUCACCUCACAGAAUUUUGAGGUUUCUUGUCUGCGCUACUAUUUUUCAAAUUUACGAGUCAACAAUAUCCACCUCAUAUAUCACGAAAUCUUCUUCUUUAUUAGAAUUACUUGUGGAGAUAAAAGAAGAGAAAAACUACUACACUCUGUUAAUAGGAAAUUGCAGCAAAUCAUCAAUUGAGCUCGAUUCUUUGCUACAAGGCCUGAACGUUUCCAUUUCACAUAUACAACCCGGCGAUGAAAUCUAUUUGGAUGCCGACUAUAAUACAAACUUUAUUGCAUUAGUAUGUUUACAAGAGCAAAAUUUUAAUGAAACUUUGGAUAUAUUGGCCAAGGAACUACAACAUUUGCGACAAACAAGAAUUGUUGCUUAUUUAGAAGAUAUUGACGAUGGUGCUGAUAGUGUAAGUAUCAUUAGUUCAAUAAUGGAACAGUGUGCUACAUUAAAAAUGCUAAAUGUCCUUCUAUUAACUUCUAAUUUUGAGCAAGUGAAAAUGUGUUACACCUAUGAACUAUUUCCUGACGUUACAAUCAAGUCGCAACGAUUUCAACUAUCACAAAGCACGAUAUAUUUUCCUAAUAAAGUUGCAAAUAUGAUGGGAACAAAAUUACGUACAAUACCAGAUAAAAAUGUACCACGCUCCAUCGUGUAUAAAGAAAGAGAUAGACGGAUUCGUUUAACCGGUUAUAUUGGAAAGCUUGUAGUGUUGUAUGCUAAUAAAAUUAAUGCUACUUUGGAGUUUACAAACUCAACAGAUAAUAAAACUAUUUUCUAUCGUGAUAUGAUGUAUGCAGUCAUUAACGAAAGUUAUGAUCUUGGAGCAAGUUUAUCCUCAGCUGAAACUCUGUAUGAGCAAUAUGUGCACACAUAUCCGGUAGAAAUCUUUGAUUGGUUUCCCAUGUUUCCGAUUAUCAAAGAUCUAGAAAAUAGCGCUAUGUUUAUACGGAUUUUUGAAGGUGAAUUUAUGUUAGUCAUUGUGACACUUAUAUUAAUAUUUUCGAUGUUAUUAAGUUCAAAUGAUAAAUUAGUUGACACUAACAGAAAAUUAAAUAUAUUGGAUUUGCUAUUGAAUGAGAAGAGUUUGUGUGGCAUUUUAGGUUCAGGAUUUAAUAUGAAAAAAUCUCCAUUGGUAAAUUUACGUUUAAUUUAUUUUUCAAUUUUUUUAACUGGUUUAUUGGUAAAUGCUAUGUAUGCCGUACAUCUUAAAACAUUCCUAACCAUGCCACUUGCAGCUAAACAAAUACAAAACUUUGAAGACGUUUAUAAUGGGCCUAUAAAGAUUAUGGUCUCACAUCAAGAAGUACGUGCCUUUGAUUAUCUACGUGAGGAAGGAUUUUGGCGUGAACAUGUAGCCGCUUUUGUGGUGGCACCGACAUUUGAUAAUUUUGUUGAGCAUCGUAAUAAUUUCAAUACUUCCUAUGGCUACUCAGUAACGACUUCCUUGUGGCCAGUGAUCGAGCAAAAACAGGCAUUAUUUAGUCAUAAGCUAUUUCGAACUGCCAAAAAUUUUUUCUUUGCAAGAUCUUUGCAUUUCAGUAUUCCAUUGCAGAGAAAUUCUAUAUAUAAGGAAACACUAGAUAUGUUUAUAUUAAAAAUUUUUAGUUCAGGAUUGAUGGAACAUUGGAUGUCGUCAAGUUUCACGGAAUUGGUAAGAAUUGGCAGAAUGACUUUGACGGACUUAAGCGAAUCACGACAAUUGCGAGCUUUAAGUAUUGAUGAUUUUAUUUGGAUUUGGUUUGCCUUUAUUAUAGCACUUUGUAUUAGUUUAUUUGUGUUCUUGAUAGAGAUUAUAUGGAAUGUUCAGGCUAAAAUAAACCUAUUAAAAAUAAAUUAG
Molecule: messenger RNA, 1836 nt
Organism: Teleopsis dalmanni
Lineage: Eukaryota; Metazoa; Arthropoda; Insecta; Diptera; Diopsidae
Exons: 1
Coding region: 1-1836 (611 amino acids)
Source: RefSeq, a predicted model, not a curated record